Onychomys torridus (southern grasshopper mouse) is the source of this 4294-nucleotide messenger RNA. It is a transcript of the gene Sele, whose product is annotated as selectin E. NCBI's taxonomy places the organism in Eukaryota, Metazoa, Chordata, Mammalia, Rodentia, Cricetidae. The transcript is spliced from 15 exons. The record is from RefSeq and is a predicted model, not a curated record. Gene Ontology annotation, cellular component: membrane; external side of plasma membrane. Gene Ontology annotation, biological process: leukocyte tethering or rolling; heterophilic cell-cell adhesion; response to cytokine. Gene Ontology annotation, molecular function: sialic acid binding; oligosaccharide binding. The coding region runs from base 1097 to 2767 and encodes 556 amino acids.
UUCUAUUCCAAACCAAGUCUCAGCGAUUUGGCAAAGUGGAAACUUUAGUGUAUUAGACAAUGAAAGCCCAGCAAAAUGUACUUAGGAUUUGAUUUUCUGGGCAUGCCCAUGUGCCUGAGUUACUCAUUCCCGAGCACGCUGAGGGUGCCUGACUUCUCGCAAGCUGUCUCAUGGCAGGCAUGGUGGUAUGGACAUGGCUGAGAAAAAUGUCUCUUUUCUCAGAUUCAUUAAUUAAAGGAAGCAUCUCACUUGUUCAAAUCAUAGAUAAAGACUCUCCCAUGCCUAUUACCCUCAGCCAAACUGACCGGAGGUAUCCUUUAAUGAGAUAAAACGAUAAAGAGGAACUUCUUAAAAGGUAUUAUUCAUCUCUUGCUAUCUGCUAGGAGCAGAGACAAGGGCUUGAUGGCUUAGAGAAAUUACUAUCUGAAUUCCUGUAACAUUCCCCAGGGAGGCAUCUAGGAGACUUAACUGUUUAUUCCCCAAAAUUAACAUUAUUCAACAACACAAAGGAGCCACUAAAUAUCAAAAAUCAAGUGUCAACACUCAGAGAACAAGGAAAUUGUUUUGAAUGCCAGCCAAACAUCUUCCAUGGUCCCCUCUCUGGAUAAUAUGGGCCCCAUUACUCAUCCACAGAUGUGUCUGAUCCACAAUCGAGGUGCUACUGUACACACACAUUAGCUUUCAACCUGGUACACUGGUGAAGAUGUUUACGGACGCAGCUGACAUCACAGGGUGUCCCUAAUCAAAGCCAUUUUCUACAGUCUUGAGCGGUGUUCUGGUGAACUCUCUCUCACUGCUCCUUUACCGGGAGUAAAGGAUAACAGGCAAGCUGAGGUGUCGGUCACUUUGUAUCAGCACGCUUGUGUUCAUCUGUGUGCGUUUGUGGCUUCUUUUCAUACUUCGCUGUUUCCGGAGCUGGAAGCCAGCUCCCCUAUAAAGAGGCUCCAGGAGAAGCAAUCCUCAGUGGUCCUUGAUUAACUACACAUCAAACCUCUUAGGAGAAAAGAGAGACGGAAGCAGAAGCAGUACACCUGAGAAAUCCAACACCCCAUCAACCAUUCCACAGAACAAAAAAUAUCUCCAGUCCAAUUUCUGGAUGAGAGGAGCUGCUGGAGUCAUGAAUGCCUCACGGUUUCUCUCCACUCUCACUUUCGCGCUUCUCAUUGGAGAGAGCAUAGCUUGGUAUUACAACACCUCCACCGAACUCAUGACGUACGAUGAAGCCAGUGCAUACUGUCAACGGAAGUACACACAUCUGGUGGCGAUUCAGAACAAAGAAGAGAUCAAUUAUCUGAACUCCAAUCUGAGAUAUUCACCAAGUUAUUACUGGAUUGGAAUCAGAAAACUCAAUAAUGUAUGGAUCUGGGUGGGGACCCACAAGCCUCUGACCGAGGAGGCUAAGAACUGGGCCCCUGGGGAACCAAACAACAAACAAAGAAAUGAGGACUGUGUAGAAAUCUACAUCAAAAGACGCAACGACCCAGGCAUGUGGAAUGAUGAGAGAUGUGACAAAAAGAAACUGGCUCUGUGCUACACAGCUUCCUGUACCCCUGCAUCCUGCAGUGGUCGUGGUGAAUGUGUGGAGACCAUCAAUAGUUACACUUGCAAAUGCCACGCUGGCUUCCUUGGACCCAACUGCGAGCAAGUUGUGACCUGCAAAGAACAGAAACACCCUGACCAUGGAAGCCUGAAUUGCACCCAUCCUUUUGGCCUCUUCAGCUAUAAUUCCUCCUGUUCUUUCAGCUGUAACAGGGGCUACCUGACCAGCAGCACAGAGACCACCAUGCGGUGUAUGUCCUCUGGAGAAUGGAGUGUGCCUACUCCAGCCUGCCAUGUGGUUGAAUGUGAAGCUUUGACACACCCUGCCAAUGGAGUCAGGGAAUGUACCUCAAAUACUGGGAGCUUCCCAUGGAACACGACCUGUACGUUUGACUGUAAUGAAGGGUAUCAGCGAGUUGGAGCUCAGAAUCUACAGUGUACCUCAUCUGGCAUCUGGGACAAUGAGAAGCCAUCAUGCAAAGCUUUCAAGUGUGAAGCCUUAUCCAGGCCACAAUGGGGCUACAUGAAAUAUCUUCCCAGUACUUCUGGACCUUUCCAAAGUGGAUCCAGUUAUGAGUUCUCUUGUGUACAAGGAUUUGAAUUGAAGGGAUCCAAAAGGCUUCAGUGUGGCCCAAGAGGGCAGUGGGACGGCAAAAAGCCCACAUGUUCAGCUGUGAAAUGUGAUGCUAUCCCUCAGCCUCAGAAUGGUUCCAUGGAGUGUGCUCAUGCUACUACUGGAGAAUUCACCUACAAGUCCUCAUGUGCCUUUCAGUGCCACAAGGGCUUUAAAUUACAUGGAUCAGCUCAACUUGAGUGCACAUCCCAGGGACAGUGGACCCAGGAGGUGCCCUCCUGCCAAGUUGUACAAUGUUCAAGCCUUGAAGUCCCAGGAAAGAUGAACAUGAGCUGCAGUGGGGCACCUGUUUUCAGCACUGUAUGUGAAUUUACAUGUCCUGAUGGAUGGACACUCAAUGGAUCUGCAAUUCUGACAUGUGGUGCCACAGGACACUGGUCUGGGAUGCUGCCUACCUGUGAAGCCCCCACUGACUCCACCCGUCCCUUGGUAGUGGCGCUUUCUACGGCAGGAACCUCGCUCCUGGCAUCAUCCUCAUUUCUCUACUUGUUGCUGAGAUACUUCCGGAAGAAAGCAAGGAAAUUUGUUCCUGCGAGCAGCUGCCAAAGCCUUCAGUCGUGUGGCAACUAUCAAGUCCCUUCUCAAGUCAUCUAAGUUCAAAACAAUCAGGAACACAGAUGCAUCCUGGGAAAUAGAAUGAUAUGCCCAAGAUAGCCGAAAAUGAGCUGACUGUGGGAUUCUGGUCUCUCUUGCCUGCUAAAUAACUGGGAUCCUGACUCCGUGGAUCCAAAAUUCAGCGACAAGGCCAGCCCUCCACCAGAGAGACUCAGUUUCCUCUUUCCCAGCCACAGUAUCAAGAACAUGCUGACCACAGAAGUUUGAGGGUAUUCUCUUCAAAAGAGAGUGAAUGGACCAAGCCCUGGAACAGCAAAAUUCUACCUUAGUCACUGGAAUUUGGGAAGAGAAACUGUAUUUUGUAGCUUUUUUUCUUUCUCUUGUUCCCCAAUUUUUCAAUGGUUAAUACUGUUAAAGUUGUUACAGGGAUAAAUGAUAUUUAUCAGCAGUUUUGAGCAAAUAAUUUUCUAUCUCUCUUGAAGAAAAAAGAAAAAGGCAAAAUCGUCAUAUCCUCAGAUUAUGGCAUGGGAAUGUUGUUGGGGUACAAGGUGCAAAUCCUGCUGAGUGCUACAUGUUAGCACUCUAGGCAGGCUUCCUGGCCUCUGAAGUAUUCAGUGGCCUCUGAAGUAUUCUCAGACAUUAUGUUCUGUGUCCUUGCAUUGAAUCCACCAUGUUGUCCAUUACUCUUUUUUCAGUGCAAGGGUCAAAAGGACUUUAAAAAAAAUCAGAAAUCCUGUGACCUAUGACAAGGCAAAAGUUACCUUAAAUCACAUUUUAUUAGCAAAUCCUAAUGUUCUAGCUGCAGUAAACUUAUCUUCAAAAUGAGGAAUUACUGAUCAGUGUGAACUCCUGAGUAUUUAACUGUAGCUGGUUUUAAGACAUGGUACUAUCAGAAGAAUAGAAGUUGAAGACAGAGUUUGCAUGUUUGGGGACUUUUCCCCCCAAAAAUGUGGGGUUUUUUCUUUCUAAAAGAAAGAGCUUUCCUUGAGGCCAAAUGUUCUGAUUUAAUAAAAGCAUAAAUGCUAAAAGUGAAGGUGAAUUUUAAAGUAUUUGUCUAUCAGCUUGUCUAAAAUAUGAAUGUACUCUGCAUUCCUAUAAAGGUAGUUCUCAUGUGUGACAAGUAGCUACCCGAUUCUUGUAUAUCAUAUAUGAUUCUAAAUUGAAAGAGUAAAAGUGUCGAACAGUUAUUCUGUAGCUGUUUUAUUCUCUGUGUUCAUAUGUCCUAGAGGGGAAAGCUUGUGUACACAAUGAUUAUGUUGUUUUACAGAGAUUAAAAUUCCUAAGGAAUGUCACCUGUAGUUGGCAAUGACAAAUCCUUGACCACUAAGUGUCAAAGCUGUUCCCAUCAAAACUAUCCCAACUUCCAAAUAACCUCUUAGAGAAAGAGAUUUUUUUGAAAAGUGCUUACUGGAUAGUGGCAAUGAAGAACCAAUGGUAGACAAGGAGUGUGACAAGCAUUAAGACAGGGCGGGGUGGGAGAGAGGAAGAAGAGAGACAGCAAGAGCCAGAGAAGGAGUAGCUGGUGUGAAACUAUGCAAUGUAAAUGCUUACAUAUUUUGUAUCAGA